AUGUCAUCAUUCUCAAACCCCCACGAUCGCUCCGAACUCACGGGCACAAACCGACUUCCGCCAGUACAAGAGACCCGCGGUGCAACAGUCACCAAAACAUCAACCCGGGAGCGCACCGUCAUCUCCACAUUUACAAGCUUUGCCGCGCUCCCCCAACCAACAGAUGCCUCCGAAGGCGAUUUCCAGCCGCCACCGGUCCAGCCCAUCACGACGGUGUCUCUAACACCGCCGCCAACGGCUACGGCUACGGAGGUUGUAGUGGUAGUCUCUGUCCCCCCAGUUGAGCCGACACAAGCGACGACCAGUAUCUUCAUGAGACCGGCGGGUACUACGUUCUCCAUGCCAAGUACCCUGAGAGUAAGUACCUCGACUAGCAACACGCGGACUUCCUCUUAUUCGAUCCCGAAAGCAUCAAGUACAGAUAUUGGGCUCCAAGUCGUCUCUACAACACCCAGCCCCAGCCCCGCAGGCAAGGGUGGUGGGGGAACCACGCUCUCCCCCGCCCUCAUCGCCGGCAUCAGCGCCGGCGCUGCGGUGGCCAUCGUUGCCGCAAUCCUUACCGCUCUGUUCUUCCACCUGCGUCGGCGAAAUAAGUAUGCGGUGGACAAAAAAACAAUGCUAAAACGGGAGAUCGGAAGGCCGGUUCCUAUAUCUACUUCCAAUGAGGGAGGAGGGUCUGCGGAUGCUUUCUUCAGGGCAGGCGGCGAGAAGCCAAUGCUGUCGCCACAUGAGAGCGAGGCAAUGCUCUUGCCGCGUAACACCAGCCCCACGACACAGUCAUCGGGAUACGGGUAUGGACGUCCUACUUCAUACACAGCUGCUGCUGACAAUAACGCUGCCAUCUCCUCCGCACCCCAGACGCCGAUAACCCCUGGCGCCCCAUCCCCAACCUCUGCUGCCGGCCGUGGCUACUACGGCACCAUCCCCGUCAUCGUGGAGCCACCCGCCCGCGCAGUGCCAAAACGGCCUGCGCGGCCCGCAUCCUCCUUCUACCCCACUAACAGUGAUGAACUAGAACCAUACGCCGCCCAGCGCCUAGAGAAUCCCUUCACUAACAUCUUCGCCCCCUCUGCCUAUGCCGACGCUGGGAACCCAUAUGCCGUGAGGUCGGUGACUCAGAGGACUCUGAACGUCCCCAAGAGUAGUCAUGUGAGUGACCGCGAACCGAGUGUGUUGUCGGGGGCAGGAGGAGGCGCACUUGAAAUGCCAGAUUCUGCGAGUUACUACUCGGUGGGCUAUACGAACGAGUAUCUCAAGGGUGGCGUGCGCGGGUCGAGGAUGACGACUCUGAGUGAGGAUGAGCCGAAUGGGGCGCUAAUGGGGUCGAUCUUGGAGCAGUGUGAGUCUAGCCCCCGCCCGCAUCCGCGCCUAGGAGAGGAGGCAGAAGAGCGAUGGUAUGGCGCGGGGGCAAGUGGUGGUGGGAGGAACUUGAUAGGGAGGGGGGGUGGGGGUAGGUGA
Molecule: messenger RNA, 1458 nt
Organism: Morchella importuna
Lineage: Eukaryota; Fungi; Ascomycota; Pezizomycetes; Pezizales; Morchellaceae
Exons: 1
Coding region: 1-1458 (485 amino acids)
Source: RefSeq, a predicted model, not a curated record